GGGGGGAGGGGCGUCAAGAUGGCGGCGGGGAGGUAGGCAGAGCCGGACGCCGCUGCUGCCGCCGCCACCGCCGCCUCCGCUCCAGUCGCCUCUAGUUCUUCAAGCUCUCGCCACCCGGGAGAAGCUGUUCCGGCGUCGGAUCCCGCGGGGAAAAUGGUGGAGCCAGGGCAAGAUUUACUGCUUGCUGCUUUGAGUGAGAGUGGAAUUAGUCCGAAUGACCUCUUUGAUAUUGAUGGUGGAGAUGCAGGGCUUGCAACUCCAACACCUACUCCUCCAGUUCAGCAGUCAGUGCCACUUAGUGCGUUAGAAUUGGGUUUGGAGACUGAAGCAGCAGUUCCUGUUAAACCAGAACAAGAGACAGUACCUACUCCAGCACUGUUAAAUGUUAGGCAGCAGCCUCCAUCUACUACAACAUUUGUGCUGAAUCAAAUAAAUCAGCUUCCGACCUUGGGAUCUACAAUUGUAAUGACUAAAACACCGCCUGUAACAACGAAUAGGCAGACCAUCACAUUAACAAAGUUUAUCCAGACUACUGCAAACACACGCCCUUCAGUCUCAGCACCAGCAGUACGAAAUGCCAUGACCUCUGCACCCUCAAAAGACCAGGUUCAGCUGAAGGAUCUACUAAAAAAUAAUAGUCUGAACGAACUCAUGAAACUGAAGCCACCAGCUAAUAUCGCUCAGCCAGUUGCAACAGCAGCUACUGAUGUAAGCAAUGGUACGGUAAAGAAGGAGUCUUCUAAUAAAGAAGUAGCGAGAAUAUGGAUAAACGACAUGAAAAUGAGGAGUUUUUCCCCAACCAUGAAGGUCCCUGUUGUGAAAGAGGAAGAUGAACCAGAGGAGGAAGAUGAAGAAGAAAUGGGUCAUGCAGAAACCUACGCAGAAUAUAUGCCAAUAAAAUUAAAAAUUGGCCUACGUCAUCCAGAUGCUGUAGUGGAAACUAGUUCUUUAUCCAGUGUUACUCCUCCUGAUGUUUGGUACAAAACAUCCAUUUCUGAAGAAACCAUUGAUAAUGGCUGGUUAUCAGCGUUACAGCUUGAGGCAAUUACUUAUGCAGCGCAGCAACAUGAAACAUUCCUACCUAAUGGAGAUCGUGCUGGCUUCUUAAUAGGUGAUGGUGCUGGUGUAGGAAAAGGAAGGACGAUAGCAGGAAUCAUCUAUGAAAAUUAUUUGUUGAGUAGAAAAAGAGCAUUAUGGUUCAGUGUUUCAAAUGACUUGAAGUAUGAUGCUGAAAGAGAUUUGAGGGAUAUUGGAGCAAAAAACAUUUUGGUUCAUUCAUUAAAUAAGUUUAAAUAUGGAAAAAUUUCUUCCAAACAUAACGGGAGCGUGAAAAAGGGUGUUAUUUUUGCUACCUAUUCUUCCCUUAUUGGUGAAAGUCAGUCUGGUGGUAAAUACAAAACUAGAUUAAAACAACUUCUGCAUUGGUGUGGUGAUGACUUUGAUGGAGUGAUAGUCUUUGACGAAUGCCAUAAAGCAAAAAACUUAUGUCCUGUUGGUUCUUCGAAGCCAACCAAGACAGGCUUGGCAGUUUUAGAGCUUCAGAACAAAUUGCCAAAGGCCAGAGUUGUUUAUGCUAGUGCCACUGGUGCUUCUGAACCACGAAACAUGGCCUAUAUGAACCGUCUUGGAAUAUGGGGUGAGGGAACUCCAUUUAGAGAAUUCAGUGAUUUUAUCCAAGCAGUAGAACGGAGAGGUGUUGGUGCCAUGGAAAUAGUUGCUAUGGAUAUGAAACUUAGAGGAAUGUACAUUGCUCGACAGCUGAGCUUUACUGGAGUGACCUUCAAAAUUGAGGAAGUUCUUCUUUCUCAGAGCUAUGUGAAAAUGUAUAACAAAGCAGUCAAGCUGUGGGUCAUUGCCAGAGAGCGAUUUCAGCAAGCUGCAGAUCUGAUUGAUGCUGAGCAACGCAUGAAGAAAUCCAUGUGGGGUCAGUUCUGGUCUGCUCACCAGAGAUUUUUCAAAUACUUGUGUAUAGCAUCCAAAGUUAAAAGGGUUGUGCAACUAGCUCGAGAAGAAAUCAAGAAUGGAAAAUGUGUCGUAAUUGGUCUGCAGUCAACAGGAGAAGCUAGAACAUUAGAAGCCUUGGAGGAGGGUGGAGGAGAAUUGAAUGAUUUUGUUUCAACUGCCAAAGGAGUGUUGCAGUCACUAAUUGAAAAACACUUCCCUGCUCCAGAUCGAAAAAAACUGUAUAGUUUGUUAGGAAUUGAUUUGACAGCUCCAAGUAACAAUAGUUCACCAAGAGAUAGUCCUUGUAAAGAAAAUAAAGUGAAGAAGCGGAAAGGUGAAGAAAUAACCCGAGAAGCCAAAAAAGCACGAAAAGUAGGUGGCCUUACUGGUAGCAGUUCUGAUGACAGUGGGAGUGAAUCUGACGCGUCUGACCAUGAAGAAAGUGACUAUGAGAGCUCAAAAAACAUGAGUUCCGGAGACGAUGAUGACUUCAACCCGUUCAGAGAUGAGUCUAGUGAGGAUGACGAAGACGAUCCCUGGUUAAUCAGGAAAGAUCACAAGAAAAACAAAGAUAAAAAAAAAAAGAAAAGUAUAGAUCCAGAUUCUAUUCAAAGUGCCUUAUUAGCAUCAGGUCUUGGAUCAAAACGACCUAGUUUUUCAUCUACGCCAGUAAUUUUGCCUGCUCCUAACAGUGCACCAGCCAACAGUAACACCAACAGUAACAGUAGCCUUAUAACAAGUCAGGAUGCUGUGGAAAGAGCCCAGCAGAUGAAGAAAGACCUACUUGAUAAACUAGAAAAAUUAGCUGAAGACCUCCCUCCUAAUACCCUGGAUGAACUUAUUGAUGAACUUGGUGGCCCUGAGAAUGUUGCUGAGAUGACUGGCCGCAAAGGGAGGGUUGUAAGCAAUGAUGAUGGAAGCAUAUCUUAUGAGUCAAGAUCUGAACUUGAUGUCCCUGUGGAAAUACUAAAUAUUACAGAAAAACAAAGAUUUAUGGAUGGAGAUAAGAAUAUUGCUAUCAUCUCAGAAGCUGCCAGCUCGGGCAUUUCAUUACAAGCAGAUCGGAGAGCUAAAAAUCAAAGGCGACGGGUUCACAUGACUUUGGAAUUACCCUGGAGUGCUGAUAGAGCAAUUCAGCAGUUCGGACGGACUCAUAGAUCAAACCAAGUCACUGCUCCCGAAUAUGUGUUUCUGAUUUCUGAAUUGGCAGGAGAGCAAAGAUUUGCUUCUAUUGUUGCUAAAAGACUUGAGAGUUUGGGAGCACUUACACAUGGUGACAGAAGAGCAACAGAAUCUAGAGAUCUGAGCAGGUUCAAUUUUGAUAAUAAGUAUGGAAGAAACGCUUUAGAAAUUGUCAUGAAAUCUAUUGUCAACCUGGAUUCUCCUAUGGUAUCACCACCUCCGGACUAUCCUGGAGAAUUCUUUAAAGAUGUUCGACAAGGACUGAUAGGAGUUGGCCUGAUAAAUGUAGAAGAUCGCUCAGGAAUUCUGACUCUAGAUAAAGAUUAUAAUAACAUAGGAAAAUUCUUAAACAGAAUUCUCGGCAUGGAGGUGCACCAGCAGAAUGCGCUCUUUCAGUAUUUUGCAGACACACUUACAGCCGUUGUUCAGAAUGCCAAAAAAAAUGGAAGAUAUGAUAUGGGAAUUUUAGAUCUUGGUUCUGGAGAUGAAAAAGUGAGGAAAAGUGAUGUUAAGAAGUUUUUGACUCCAGGGUAUUCAACCUCUGGUCAUGUAGAGUUAUACACUAUUAGUGUAGAGAGAGGAAUGUCUUGGGAGGAAGCUACCAAGAUUUGGGCUGAGCUGACAGGACCAGAUGAUGGCUUUUACUUGUCACUGCAAAUAAGGAACAACAAGAAAACUGCCAUCUUGGUUAAAGAAGUGAACCCAAAAAAGAAGCUUUUCUUAGUUUAUAGACCAAAUACUGGAAAACAGCUCAAAUUAGAAAUUUAUGCUGAUCUAAAAAAGAAAUAUAAGAAGGUAGUCUCAGAUGAUGCCCUGAUCCACUGGUUAGAUCAGUAUAAUUCAUCUGCAGACACUUGUACUCAUGCUUAUUGGCGUGGCAACUGUAAAAAGGCAAGCUUGGGAUUAGUUUGUGAAAUAGGUCUUCGUUGCCGCACAUACUACGUAUUAUGUGGCUCCGUACUGAGUGUCUGGACAAAGGUUGAGGGUGUUCUAGCAUCUGUCAGUGGCACAAAUGUGAAAAUGCAGAUUGUUCGACUGAGAACAGAGGAUGGACAACGGAUUGUAGGUUUGAUCAUUCCUGCAAAUUGUGUGUCUCCUCUUGUAAAUCUCCUGUCAACUUCAGACCAGUCUCAACAGCUUGCGGUCCAACAGAAACAGCUCUGGCAGCAGCGUCACCCGCAGAGCAUCGCCAACUUGAGCAACGCUUAAGAACAGACAGGUUUCAACAUGGAUGUAUCUGAAAUGCUGUUGAAGCAUAUCAUUUGCAUAAAAAUCAGGGACAGUUUCCAAAGAAUUAUAAUUUUUUUCAGUUGUGCUCUCUCUAGUUAAUUUUUUUGGGAAUAAGGACAAACCUGGAAUAGAUAGCAAAACUGAAAAUCAGCAGUGCCGAUGGUGGUACAUAUGUCUUUCCUUUGCUUUUCCCAUGGUACUUCCCAUAUGCUUUUACUUUGGGUGAGCAGAGGGGUAUGUAUGCGUGCGUGUGUCUGUUUGUUUGUGAGUUUGUUAAAGGCUACAAACCACAAUUGGUUUAAAAAUGCUUGGAACUUCCCAAACUGGCUUUACUUUUAUGUUACACAGUGCUCAGGGUUAACGCAGUACAUCCAUGCAAUUGCUGUGGGACUUAUCCCCAGAUGCAUGUGUUUUGAGUCUAUAAAUAUAGAAAAUAUAUAUUGGUUUCUUUUUCCAACUUAUUAAACAAUAGGUUUAUUAAAGCAUGAAAUGAAAGGUUGCAUAUCAUGCAUUCGGGUUCUUUUUUAGUUUUUGUUCUGACAGUGCAUGUCUUUGAAAGCAUGCGUAAACAAGAUGAAAACAAGUCAAGUAACGGAGAGAAACAUUUGUAGAUGUACAGCAUUGGUUAUUGCAUUUUUAUAGUGUUUAUACCUGGGUAUUGCUUCUCACCCGGCGGAUUCCCCUCACCCUCUUCUCCCUGCCCCAGGUUUCUUGUCAAGGUAAUGAGUAUAUACAUUUUUUUGGUGGUAAAACUCUGAAAGUUAAUUUUAAUGUAUUAAUAGUAUUCCUAAUGUGUGCUGCAAAAAUGGCUACAAGCCUGCUUUUCUUAAAACUACAUUUUCCUUAACUUAAAGAUCGUUUUAGAAAGAAGUACAAAUCGGCUUCCAUCUUGCAAACAAUCUUUUUUUACUCCAUUAUCUUAAUUUGUCACUCAUAAAAAAGGAAACCGUACUUGAGCUGUAAACUAGACAAUGAGGAAACACUUGAGGCUUCUGCUGUAUGUUUAUUUCUUGUUGUUAUUGUUGUUACCCAGUAACUUGAAUAUCGUUUAAUGUGUUGUAAGACAUUGUAGAGUUUAUCUCAAGCUGUUAAAAAUGGUAAUGUACAAAUGUGAAUAGACACUUAUCUAUAAUAUGGGUAAGUUUUGUUUCGCCUAUAAUAGAUGUUUAUGAAACAAGUGAGGGGACAAUUGGGUUUUUUUGUUUCCUUUUGUUUUCCUUUCCCUUUGUUUUGCCUGCACAGGUUGCACUAUUGAAAAAUUGAGAUUGUAUAAACCUGGUCAAAAGCUGCAAGAUACCACAGUCUUGUAGAUGUCAAAUAAAAAGUUGUUCUACUAACCAGAAGUGGACUCUUGCUUAGGCCCUCACCACCUUCAGAGGCAGAGUCUGUGACGGGGAUUCUGCAGAACUGGCGUGUUACGCGGCACUCCAGGCAGCCUUUUUGGGCUUAAAACCUACCCCUCAAAACUGAGAUGGUGUCGAGAAAGGGGUGUAGCGAUAGUCGUUUUGAAUGUUUCUCAAGUUGAAUUGUUCUCCUUUGUCACUUUUGAAACUUCUUGCAGAAUCAGGCAAGAUGUCUGUUCGGUGAUGGCUAGGGCUUUCAUCUUCCUGUGUUUCUUUAAGGCCGAGUUUGCUUACGUCAAGUUUACCGUACGUUUCCUUUGGAUUUAUUUAUUCUUGAUACGUGAAAGAACACAUCGAGAAUCAUUUCUGUUCUUUGGCAUGUGUUGCCAAGUGGAUGCAACUUUUAUCCUCAGUCUAGGCUUUCUAUCUCAGGCAGUGAUCCAUGUGAAUAUCAACCAGUGUUCUUUGUCAGGGCCGCUGGACCCAGCUGGCAGCCAAGGGCAGACCGUCCCACCUGCAGCAGAACUUCCCAGUUAGUUCCUCUGUUUUAAUCCGGUAGCCCGCUCGGCAUCCAUCCGUGCACUAACGUGAAGUAGAGUUGGGGACGGGGACCGAACCCUGACAAGCCUGCUCCCUCCGGGGAGACGAAUGUGGUCAGUUGACCCCCACGAUUCCUGAUGUGGUGUUGGCUCUUUGAAUAGCUGUCUUGAUACAAAAGGGCAUAGGCGUGUUCUGUUCUUGGAGGAGCAGCAUUGUUUCACUUUUAAAAAUAAGGUCCAGAAAUAAGGCCUCUGAAAAGUCUGAAAGGAGACCUCAGAAAGGCAACUGGUGUAAGGGGGGUGGGCGCUGAGGUGCCACACGCCUGUGCUCCUCCCAUCAGGACACCAUGAGUCCGCUGCUCACCCCCUCUCUGGAGGUUGAAUGUACGACCUUCACACUGUGCCCUCAUCCUCAUCUAAGCCAGCACGUUCAGGUUGGCCAGCAUUCAGGGUCCCCCUCUGUUAAAAACCCAAGUCUUAACAACAGCUGACUUCUAUAAAACGGCUCCGUGUGUUUCAGGAUCUGAAUGCCACGUCUGACCCCAGGGCCUUGCUGAACCUGAUGCGAGUCCAUUUGGCCCCUGCAAUGCCUUUCCUCCCUCCCUUUUUAGCAAUAUGGCUCUGAGCACAAAGAUUUGAUUGUAAAUCAUGUUAGCGUUUUCAGAGUUUACAGUGUCGAUUGUGCUGAAAACCACUCACUUCCUGAGUCCAGAGCCGCUCAGAUGGUAUCUUGGGGGGAAUUAGUGUUCCCCUAAUCUAGCAACCUCCACACCACAAGGUCUUUAUCUGCAGUUUAGUGAGAUUACCCAGAUAGGGAUCAAUGAUGUGUAAAGUCCUACAAGUAUUAACAAAGUAUGUCUUUAAACACAACUUGAUCAAAAAGUAAAUAUCCUAAGCAAUUUUCCCUUUUUGCUGCUAUGUUGCAGAUACAGUCUUCAAUACCUUUUCUUUACAUCUGUAUAUAAGUUAGCAAGAACUUGCAUCCAAAGCAAUGUAGUAGUGUGUGUUUGUGUACAUAUAUUUGUUCCAGUCCAGUUAAUUAGCACUUGAGACUUUUUUUUGAGCUGCAACAAUAACCCUUUUCAUUUUAGUGUGCUUUAUCUGUGAAGAUAAAAGUUCUAGAGUACCAAGUUCCAGGGGAAUAUAACAUUUUAGAGGCGCGAUUUUGUGCCUGUAGUCUCUGGGGCAUUCUUCUGCUAGCCUCCGUGUGAUGCUAUUAGAACUUCUAACAGGCAUGACCAGCACAGCACUUAACAGUUGUGUAACGGGAACCCUUGCCCCCUACCCCUUCUACUUCCCAGUUAGCAUGAGGGCAAAAAGCGGCAGAUUACAAAUGAUCGGUGCAUCGCAAUUCACGAAAGAGAGACGAAAAGUAUUUUCCCUUUCAGUCCUGUUCUUGGUAAGAUGUUAAGAGGAAGGUCCCUGUCUAAAUACUCUUAUUUUAAAAACGUUACCUGGGUGAUAUUUGAUAGCUUCUAAGAAUGGUGCUACGUAAGAGUCGCCGUUAGGCCGGGAUCCAGUUAGCCAGAUGUCUGGUUAGUUCAGGCAUCCCAGUGGCAAAGGCAACCGCUGUGACGAUGGGCAUUUGUUGAUUCCCCCUCCUGUGUCCGGGGUCUCCCUGGCUAACCACAAAACCCACGCACAGGGCCGUGCACACUUUGCUGCUGGAAUGAGGCAAGCAGUCCCCGUUGUGGCGAUAGCCGCGAGCAGAACCCAUUUGUGAAAAUUCCUCAUGGGAUGCCAAUUAUCCGAUACAAAUGCGGUGUCUUUUAAGGGGCAUGUAAGUGAAGGAAACUCAACUAAAUAGAUACCUGCAACUCAAGCUAGCUAGUAAUUUCUUUCUGAGUACUUGAGGUGAAAUCCCAAAACCCACCUUCUGAUUUUAUGCUGUACUUAUAUAUAUGUACAUAAAUGUGUAUAUAUAGAAAUGCUGAGUUCUUUUGAAUUCUGAAUGUAAAUAUUUCUUGUAAAUUGGGACCCUACCCACUCUUUCUUUCUCUUUCCCCCCUCCCUUCGAUCCUAUUUAUUCUUUUCUUGACUUCCCAUACGGGGCAUCUUAUAAUUUUUUAUAUAUAUAUAUAUAUAUAAAAGUAUGAAAAACUUCUUAGCUGAAUUUGUUCAUAUAUUUUAGGAUUCAGUUUUGCAUCUUGGCUAUAGAAUUCCUAUGUCUGUUUUGUGUUAAUAUUUUUCAACAUGCCUGAUUGUGUUUUGCAUUUUUAUUACAAAUUUUUACUGUGUGCAAUGCAUUGUAUUGGGGGGAAUGUACUUGAGUGCAAUUUCUGAUACUGUCAUUAUAUGACUAGUUAUGCUUGUUUAUGUUGCUCUUUGGAAGCUGUAGUGAGCCUGAUGUUUUCACAUAAAAAACAUUUCUUCCCAAGACUUCUUUAAGCUCCUCUAACUUCUUCAGUGCAUUUGGGAUCAAACGUAGCUCUUCGGUAACCUGACUUGCUCCUACCCUUUCCAUUCUUCAGGCCCGUACCAAAUCCUUCAUCUGUGUGGCUUUCCAGCUGAGAAGAAAAUCUUGCAGAUCUGAACCUUGGUUUGUGGCCCGCUGCCGCAGGGUUUCUGUGUUUUUGUUUUUGUUUCUUGAAUUAAACAAGUCAGGCCUCUACCAUUAACCUGGAAAAAAUAAUCAGGCAGUUAUUUUGCAGGCAGCACAGGUAAUCUGCCUCUGCUCUCACCUGUUAAGGAUAUUAAGAGCAGACGGGGAGACCGGCCCGGUACACGUGGGUCUCUGUUUGGACAGGUAACGCUGAAGAAUGUUCUGUCAGGAACCGUUGUCCUCCCAGAGAGGGCAACACAGCUGCUGUGGGGGCUUCACGCGAGCCUUCGGCCCAUAGGUUGAUUCUGCGCUGAGGGUAAAGCAGACAGUGAACUGUGGCCGGACUGGCCAGCAGGAUCCCCUGAGCUGCUCGCACCACCAGUGGACUGCUACUGGGGCAUUGACCUUGACUGGAUCGGCCACAGAUCCAGUGCCGAGCCAGAUUAAGGCCCUCUUGACAGUUAGCGUUGCCAAUAGGGAAGACCCUGGGCUGGCUCGUGAAAGUGGUGGGAAUCAUCAGACGGGAGGCAACCAUUGGGUUUUUAUGUAAAGGUUUUGCACCUUUAAGGAAAUGUUCCCCUGUAACUUUGAGGAAGGAUUGCCGUGGGCAUUUCUUGGGCCUUUUCCCUCACAUACAUGUUCCACUCACCACUACUGAACUUGGUACACUUGCCGAAAACUGAGAAGUUGUUUGCAUUUAGAUAGGUAAGUCUCGGGAACCUAGCGUGUCCUGAGUCAGGCCCUGUCAGAGAUGAGCUCCAGUGGGAAUCCCGGCCCAAACCCGCCCCGUCCUCCCCCUUCCUCUGGCGCCCGAGGAGUGGUUGAGCUUGUGCGCAGCAGUGCCGAGGGGCGACCCUCGGCGCCAGCCCCGUUCUCUUUGCUACUGGCAGUUCGGGCCGCCUCCGGGCCCGAGGGUCAGUCCACAGGCCCCUCAGUGAGGACACCCCAUCCGUCCUUCCGCCUCCCCUCCCCACCUCCGCCCCAAGGGCCUCUCUUGCUAUGACAGUAUUUGUGGCACUGAAGAGGAUAGAAGCUUGAGCCUCCUUUCUGACUUCCCCUUUAGGGGGCAGAGAGCUUUUUUUCUACGUAGCACAUCUGCAGUCUCACCGCCAUUAGAAAAAACUCAUCCUGUUCACGGUUUAUACUGAAUUUGCAAACUACUGAUAAUUAUUUUUCAAUAACCACUUGUAUCUACCAUCAACCAUGAGAGGUGGGAAGAGGUACGCCGCUGUAUCUCUGCAAUAAAACUUUUGCCAGGUUCUACCUCCGCUGAGCAAAGGAUACUUUUAUACGUAGGCAUAGAUCUUCCUCCUUUACCGAUCUGACUUGGUGCAUCUUGAGACAACGUCUGAUGGAAUCCAAAGACAAUUUGAAAACAGAGGUGGAUGUAAACUCUUGGUUGUUUUUAUUUGGUUCUCUUUUUUUAAAUCUCCCUUUUUAUAUUGCUACUCUGUCUUGAAUGUCUGUCAGUGUACGAAGGGUACGCACUGUUCUGAUGAUACUGCACUGCUCCGUUCAGCCUUCCGUGAUGAAAACAGUACCGAGUGUCCAGAAAUGACUGUUCCAACCAUUUUGAUGUGUAACUUUAAACAUUGGGUCUCAUGCAAUAAAAAUGUGUCGGCUGCAUUUAGCGAGGUUUACCCUCGCAAGUAAAAAACGAUCAACCAUGAAGCAUAACCAAUUCUGUAUUUAGUUUUUUGUUGUUGUGGUUUUUGUUUUGUUUUCUUUUUUUGUAAGAUUCUUAAAUAAAUUAAACUGGCUAAUA
Messenger RNA from Herpailurus yagouaroundi (jaguarundi), 10545 nucleotides. It is a transcript of the gene SBNO1, whose product is annotated as strawberry notch homolog 1. Gene Ontology annotation, cellular component: nucleus. The coding region runs from base 154 to 4335 and encodes 1393 amino acids. The transcript is spliced from 32 exons. Gene Ontology annotation, molecular function: histone binding; chromatin DNA binding. Gene Ontology annotation, biological process: regulation of DNA-templated transcription. Lineage: Eukaryota; Metazoa; Chordata; Mammalia; Carnivora; Felidae. The record is from RefSeq and is a predicted model, not a curated record.